This is a messenger RNA of Morus notabilis, 870 nucleotides long. RefSeq lists its product as uncharacterized. The record is from RefSeq and is a predicted model, not a curated record. Lineage: Eukaryota; Viridiplantae; Streptophyta; Magnoliopsida; Rosales; Moraceae. The transcript has 2 exons. Gene Ontology annotation, molecular function: protein binding. Bases 1 to 822 code for a protein of 273 amino acids.
AUGUCCAACUCUCCUGGGACAAGCAUUGACAGAUUCAGCAGCCUUCCUGAUCGUGUUGCCCAUAAUAUUCUUUCCUAUGUUUCCAUGGAAGACAUUUUGCGCCUUUGUCUCGUCUCCAGAAGGUUUAGGCAGCUCUGCAUAUCUGUCCCAUGCUUGAAUUUUGAUGUCAUUCCAUAUAGAGACAAAAAAAUCAAAAGAGCUCGGCUUAUGAACUACCUCGAUAGGCUUUUGUUUCUGUGCAAAGGGAUGAAUAUUCGACGCUUUUACAUCCGUUGGAGUCAGCGAGACAGUCUUGUUUUAGCUGAUGAAGAGUAUCACAUACUCUCAUCUUUGCAUAAUGCAGUCAUAUGCAAUUUUGAAUUGCUUAAUAUUGAUAUCAAACCGUAUUGGAGUCAUUUAUCUCGUGUGGUUCAUUUUGGAAAGGAAUCAACAGAUUUUUCGCUGCCGCCGAGUCUUGUUUGUUGUAGAUCAUUGAGGAUUCUUAGAGUGAAUUUGCAUAGUGGCACUCUCAAUUUCCCAUCUCCCCAUUACCACUUUCAGAUUCCGUUCUCUUCAGUCCUUGUUGCUGCAAUCUAUUUGAAUCAACUUACUGCAAGGGGGGCAAAACGCAUCACCAUAACCAGUUCUCUCAAAACAUUAAAGAUUUUGUCAUCCGAUGACAUCUUCAAUCUUAAUGUUUCCGCAGACACGCUAGCACAGAUGGCUUUAUGCUGGAGAUUCGAUUUGCCUGCAAAUAGAGUACUGCAACUUUCCACGAUCCAAAGAUCGAAAAGUUUCGUUGAGAAGGAAAUAUAUUGGACUUCCAAUGCGUGGAAAUUUUGAUGUACUUGUGUAGUGUUGGAAUUUUUUUAAGACCCUCUUCUGACUUAA